CGAGGCCUCUUCUUGGUGACUGGGAAGCACCUUCCCCCACGAUGCUUGCCUUAAACUGACGCUCGGCCCUUAUUUUGGAUGAGUUUGUGGCGCUUCCGGGGACGAAAAGCCGGAGGAAGAACCCACCAUGAAAGAGAAGUCCAAAAAUGCGGCCCGGACUCGACGGGAGAAGGAAAACAGCGAGUUUUACGAACUGGCCAAGCUGCUGCCUUUGCCUUCGGCCAUCACCUCCCAGCUGGACAAGGCCUCCAUCAUCCGGCUCACCACCAGCUACCUGAAGAUGCGAGUCGUCUUCCCCGAAGGACUGGGAGAAGCCUGGGGCCACCCAAGUCGAACCAGCCCUUUGGACAAUGUUGGGCGAGAGCUGGGAUCCCAUCUGCUGCAGACUUUGGAUGGUUUCAUAUUUGUGGUAGCUCCAGAUGGCAAGAUCAUGUACAUCUCUGAGACCGCCUCUGUUCACUUGGGUUUGUCACAGGUGGAGCUGACCGGCAACAGCAUCUACGAGUACGUGCACCCGGCCGACCACGACGAGAUGACGGCCGUCCUGACCGCCCACCAGCCCUACCACUCCCACUUCGUUCAGGAAUACGAGAUCGAGCGCUCCUUCUUCCUCCGGAUGAAGUGCGUCCUGGCCAAGAGGAACGCCGGCCUCACCUGCGGGGGAUACAAGGUCAUCCAUUGCAGCGGCUACCUCAAGAUCCGCCAGUACAGCCUGGACAUGUCUCCCUUCGACGGCUGCUACCAGAACGUGGGCCUGGUGGCCGUGGGCCACUCCUUGCCGCCCAGCGCCGUGACCGAGAUCAAGCUGCACAGCAAUAUGUUCAUGUUCAGGGCCAGCCUGGACAUGAAGCUCAUCUUCCUCGACUCGCGGGUAGCCGAGCUGACCGGUUACGAGCCCCAGGACCUGAUCGAGAAGACCCUCUACCACCACGUCCACAGCUGUGACACCUUCCACUUGCGCUGCGCCCAUCACCUGCUGCUAGUGAAAGGGCAAGUCACAACGAAAUAUUACCGUUUCCUCGCCAAACAGGGUGGCUGGGUCUGGGUGCAGAGUUAUGCUACCAUCGUCCACAACAGUCGAUCUUCCCGGCCUCAUUGUAUUGUCAGCGUCAACUAUGUUCUCACGGAUACAGAAUACAAAGGACUACAACUUUCGCUGGAUCAGGUUUCAGCUACAAAGCCGUCAUUUCCAUAUGCAAACUCAACUCCAACUAUAACUGACAACAGGAAGGGCAGCAAAGCACGUCUCGCAAGCACCAAGUCAAAAUCUAGGACAUCACCAUAUCCACAGUAUUCUGGAUUUCAUACUGAAAGAUCUGAGUCUGACCAUGAGAGCCAAUGGGGUGGAAGUCCAUUGACUGACACUGCAUCUCCACAGUUAAUGGAUCCCUCUGAAAGGCCAAACUCUCAGCAUCAUGAUAUCUCCUGUGCCUAUAGACAAUACUCGGACCGCAAUGCUCUCUGCUAUGGUUUUGCACUUGACAAUUCCAAGCUGGCAGAUGAGAGACACUUCCAUACUCAGGCCUGUGAAGGUGGCAGGUGUGAAGCUGGCCGAUACUUCCUUGGCACACCCCAGUCUGGGAGAGAGUCAUGGUGGGGUUCUCGCUCUGCCCUGCCCCUCACCAAGUCUUCUCCGGAGAGCAGGGAGACCUAUGACAACAGCAUGCCUCACAUAACUUCCAUUCACCGGAUACAUGGAAGAGGGCACUGGGAUGAAGAAAGUGUUGUUAGUUCCCCAGAUCCUGGUUCUGCAAGUGAAUCCGGGGACCGCUACCACUCAGAGCAUUAUCAGGACAGUCCGCAUGAGCCCAGCAAAAUUGAAACUCUCAUCAGAGCAACUCAGCAGAUGAUAAAAGAAGAAGAAAACAGGCUACAGUUACGAAAAUCGACUUCUGACCAGCUGGUUUCCCUUAAUGGAGCAGGAAAGAAACAUUCAGCUUGUUUUGCAAACUACCACCAGCCACAGCAGUUGAGAGGAGAUGUCUGUCGGGGCCCCAGCAUCUCCAACACCACAUCUCCCUGUGAACACACACAACAACGAGAAGGGAAGAUGCUCAGCCCUCAUGAGAACGACUACGACAACAGCCCCACAAGCCUCUCUAGAAUAAGCAGCCCCAAUUCUGACCGCAUUUCUAAAUCAGGAUUGAUCCUGGCAAAAGACUACCUUCAUUCUGAAGUGUCACCUCAUCAAACUCCAGCAGAGAACAAUCCCACGGGUUCACCAAACUAUUACAGUUCCCAUAGGCAGUAUUUUGAUAAGCACGCUUACACGUUGACGGGAUAUGCUCUGGAGCACCUUUAUGACAGUGAAACUAUUAGAAACUAUUCUUUAGGUUGCAAUGGAUCCCACUUUGAUGUGACUUCUCAUCUAAGGAUGCAGCAAGAUCCAGCACAGGGACACAAGGGGACAUCUGUUAUAAUAACCAAUGGAAGCUGAUGGGUAUUUCCCACACUUUUUUUCUUACUUAAAAAUAUGUUUGUGCUAGAAAAGAAACUUUGCAGUAAUAGCAGCAGGCAUACAUGUUUCAACAACCUUGUUGUUACCAGUCGUUGAUAAACUACAAUGCACUAGGAGGUGGGAAUUGUAAGGUAGUGAACAGGUCUCUGUUCAUCCAUCUUCUUGUUUUAAUAAAGCACUGGCAUUGAUGCUCAAGACAUGCAUAGAGCUGUAUCUAAGAUAAAUCUAAAAGAUAGCAAAAAUAUUAUGGAGGAGGUCUAAGCCACAAACAUCUGUGAGAUACCCAAUAAGCAGUUUGGUGCCACUGGAAUAAUGAUAGAUAAGGCCAGAAUUCCUUAGCAGCUUGACCUCCUCUGGCUCUAGUAAAACAAACCCACUAGGCACUCUUUACAUGCAAAGAAGGGAAAGGAAUGGGAAAAGGAGAAAUGGAUAUUUUGAAAUGUCAAAACAAAAUUGGUAUAAUUUCACAUUUAUACAAGUAUUUCUCCACAAUUGGUGCAAAGCAUGACUGGCCAAAAGUUAAAAUUCCUACAUAUUUAUUUGCUGGGUAUUGACAAUUGUGCAGAGGUCUGUAUGCUAGGUAGAGACACACAACAUGAGUAGAAAGCAGACUACUUGAAAGGAAAGAAUAGGAAAUUAACGUUUCCUUGCCUGGUUUGAAUAAUGGAAGAGCUGUAACUGUGUGGAUCUAGACCAGAGGGCCAGUUUCAAUUGUGAUCCCAUUCUGAAUGAUGAUUAUGGUCUAGGGAAAAAGAUAGUUGUAGGUAAGCAAAAAACAGUUUGGCAGGCACUACAUGUCUGAUGGCAAUCUAACCAGGAGUAUGAUGUGAGGAGGUAGAUGAACAGUUUUCCUUCUAGCUAAAGAAGCAAUUGGGGAAGGUCCAGCAGGGAAGCAGUUAGAGGAGCAGGUCAAAGCCACAAGUGGAAAGUUAUAACAAAUACGUUACCAAAAAGACCUUAAACAAAAUCAAAUGAAUGAAAAGCUAAAAAGGAACAAAGCUUUUCUAAAUGGAUGAUUUUCUCCAUUGCAAAAUAACCAAAUGAGUCACAGGUAAUGAUGUCAGUGAACUGAAUUUGGUGAAAACUCAAUCUUUUUUCUCAUACUUAGUCAUAUUUUAAGCAGCAAACUCAUUUGUUGUAAUGGGGCUGACUCUAAAAUACUGUAAGUUAGUGGUAGCAUUUUAAUCUGUGAAAAUGUCAUGACAUCGCUCUGUUUUCAUUUUUCUCCACAUAUUUCAUGUCAGAAUGGAAUACGGCUAACACAAAUGUGGGGAAUCUGUGAUCUUCCCAAUGAUAUUAGACUUUCAUCCCAUUUUGAGGGGUGGGGGGGGGGAAUAAUCAUCUUUGCAUGACAUUUUAUGGGGUUCCGUCUUUAAAGAAGAAGGAAAAUUUGCUUACCUCAUCACACAGGAUUACCUCCUCCCCUUUCUAGCUCAACCAUCCACUUAAUUUCCCAUCACACAGACUGGCAAUUGCCACAGCUUUAAAACAUUCAUUUCAAUGGGAUUUUCUCCCCUCUUUGAAUCCUCCCUCUUGAAAAGACCAGCAAACCUUUAGUAACCCUUUCCACAAUCAAUCCCUCCUUUGAAUCCCUCCACUUUUAACAAUUCUUUCAAUUGAAUCUUUCCCCCUUCUCUUUGAAACUCUCCUCUAGAGGAGAUCAGCACAUUAACAAACACUUCUUUCAGUGGGACACACACUGUCUUUAUACCACUAACGCACAGAUAGAUCAUAAAACAGAGUGUCAAUGGCCAUUUUUGGGCAUUUCUACACACAUGCAAUGGAGUGGAGUCAAUUUGUGGCUGGCUUUGAAAUCCUCCCGUUUCUGCAUGCUGUGGAAAUGGGGUCCCACGAGGAACUACUGGAAGCAAUCCUGCAUCAUUUGAUGGGCUCAGUGGAAGCCCGUCUUUGAACUGUGUAGAAACAGAGGGAAAAAACCGUAUGAUGAAGUUUUACUCCGGACAGGUCACUAUAGUUGGUGUCUAGAUGAGUUGAGACCACAUUGUUUCCACUGGGCUGUCACCUAAUCGUCUGUGUUGUCACCAUUGCUCACAGUCAGCCAUGGAGCUCCAUCCAAGCACUUGCCUGUUGCCUGUUGCAGAAACUGACCAUAGAGUUGCCCUGGAGGACCUAGUGAUUUCUAGGGGGAAUAUAUGAACAAAAUCCAUAAAAAUAUACAUGUAAAUGUGGAGGGCUGAUUGUAGUUUUACAUUUCAUACCAACUGAUCAAGUAGCACUUCUUUCUAUCUUCAGUAACACCGAUGACAUUGGAAAAAAUAGUGACACAAAAAUGCUCAACCAUGACAGAAAGAGCAGCAGGCUGCAACAGCUAAUGACACCAUGGUAACACGUGGUCAAUCAAUUCAGAUCUAGCGAUAACAUUUGUUUUGUACUGAUUCUAAGUAUUAGUGAUGAUUUUUAAAAUAGAAAUUCACCAGUUUAGCACGGGGCUUUGAACACUUUGUUCUGACUUGGAAUCUCUCAGUAUUUAACCUUGUGGUACUGAAUUAGGAUGGCCACAUUUUUAUUUCUAAAUAGGUUUCUCAUCUUCAAGGACUACAUCGGAGACAGACUCAGUGUAGAGAACCUAUUGAACCUAUUGUACCUAUUGAAUUUGGUCAAGAUGGAUGGCAAUUUCAUUAAUUUUCUCCUAAUAAUUUAGCAAAAUCCAAGAGUAUCAUAAAAAUGAAAAAGUAUCUUGAGCUAUUAUUUAAACAAGUUAAUGUGAGAGAACCAUCCUUUGCUAGGUUUGUGCUAAACAACCAUGUGGAAGUAGUAAUGUCUAGUUUGGAAUAACCAUAUUGACAAGUUGAAUCUCCCCUGAUUCAGUAUGAGCUUAGCCGUCCCACCAUGCUUGCAUAAAUCAAUACGAAGGAGAGUCAAUGGUUAACAUGGGCAUGCUGUGUGGGAAGUGACUCCUUUCACACGAUGUCAUUCAUCAGCAUGCUCUCAUAUCCAUCAGCAUCAACUGACAGAGACUAGGACAUGUGUAACCGAGUAACUUCAGUGGUCAAGAUAGCAAACAUUAUGAAUGAGGAAGAUCUUGCAAUUUAGGAGAGGUUGCAGAAGUUUGCUUUCACCUGAAUCCAUAUGGAUGAAAAAAACUUGGUUUCUUCUUUUCCUCUCCCAUCAGUUGAGUUAAUUGAAUUAUCCAGUCAAUUUCAGCCUUGAUUAGACUGAAAGUUGAUGGUCUGCAAAGGAAUCGACACCACUAGAUUAAAGUUGCUGAUGUUAUCACAUUGAAUUCAGUUUGCAGCAGCUGAAAGACGGAAAGUAGAAGGCGAAAGUAACUGGGACAUUUUAAAUGCAGGUGAACAAAAUGGAAUGACAGAAGAUUAACUGGGUCUGACCUUGCCAAAUUCAGGAAGUUAUUGGGUAUGUGCUGUGCAUAGAAUAUCAUAGGAAGUCUGAAUUAAAUAGUAUGCCUAAUAACUCUACUAUUAGGUAAACUGAGGCAGGUCACUAGCUUCCUCUUCUCCAAAGGCAGGCAAACUGUUUUGGGCAAGUCUUGUGAAUAGAAUUUCAAAGUUUAUGAACAGAAAAAUGCUAGAGCAUCAAUCAACUUUUUCUUCAGAAAUGACUACAUUUUUGAAUUAUGAUACUUAUAGGCUUUAUACAUAUGAAAGUUGGGACUCCGAAGAUGCUGUCAAGAGUUGUCAAAGUUUGAUAAAAGACUGAAUUUAGGCAUGAGAGGAAAUGAAAUGAAAUUCCUUUUCAUAUAACUGUCUAAGCUGCAAAGCCCAUUUACUAAAUUGUCUGCUAGAUCUCUUCACAAAGAAGUGCCCGUGAAAUGUGUCUCUGUGAUUAUGGUAACCUUCUAAUCACAAUAAUAGAUCUGAAUAGAUUAUGCUAAAUACAAACUACAUGUUUUCUCCAAAAUGUAGGGGAGGAAAGGGUGAGUAGUCUCUCAUGUAUAGAUAUGCUGUUGACCACUUCUUUCUCAGAGCGUUCAUUUUUUUAAUUGUUUGUACAUACAAUGUGACAUUUUCCUUACAUUGAAAAUGUGGCUAUUUAUCUGAAUUAAGAUUCCAUUUUCUUAAACUUGGAUCUAACAAUUGCUAUAACUUAGGAGCACUUCAUAAUUCUUGCAAAAUUAAUAUGACAUUUUUUCUCAUCUGGAAGACAUCUUGGGUAAAUGCGUAUUUGAAAUAUCAAUUUAUAUCUGCAUUAAGCAUCUUUUAGAACAGUUAUAAAUUGAUUUUUGACCUUCAAAUACUUGUUUUACAUUAAUUAUGAUAUAACAGUUUUCCAAUGUAAUCUGAAUAUUAAUGCAAUACAUUUGCUUUCAAAUGUAACCUAUGCCAAAAGCAACAAAUAUACUUAACGAUUUAUCACAUUACAAUGUAACAGUGUUAUAACACUAUGAUUUUAUAGUGGCACGUUAGCUGCCAUGGCAACAUACUAUAGCAUCCUGGGAUUUGCAGUUUAGGGAAAGGCAUUUAAAAUUCCUGACCAAAGAGUUUGUGGGUCUCACUAAACUACCAACAGCAGGAUUCUGAAAGGUCAAAGUGAAAUAUAAUGUUAUAGCAGCAUAGUGUGAUGAGAAAUUUAGUACUUGAAAUUAACAUGUGAAAUUGAGAAUUCAAACAGUCUAGGAAUUUUGAGUAAUAUAGAUACAGUUCCCCACGUAAGACCCCCAAAUCCAUAAGGAAUAAGUUACUGGCCUGACCAUUACCACACAAAACUGUCAAUACAACUGAAAACCAUUUAAUAUAGUCACCUUCAGUUCCAGCAUACCAUAGAGUUGCAUUGGGAGAGAAUGAAGAGUCUGUUCACUUGGGCUUCAAAUGGGAAGAACAAAUGGUCAGGUUAAAGAUGGGCACUUAUCCCUUGUAAAGAUCGCACUCUUGUAGUGAACUGCAUUAAGCUCAACAGAGUUUGCUCCCAAUUAAGUGUGUAUAGGAUUAUACCCUUAAUAUGGUAUUCCUAUAGGCAACUGUGAGGCAGGAAACUCCAUUCCAUGAAUGGAACAUAAACUAGGAUCCAAGUCAAAGAAUCUGAUCCCAUCUCAGUUGGAUGUACGUAAGCAAUUAAAAUCAAUAUACUUAAGUGCACCUAACUUGUAGAGAAUUGGCCUGAAAAAUCAAACUUUCCAGUUCUUGCUAUUUGUGACCUCUUUUUUUUAAAAAAAAUAGUGAAACCAAGUACAUUUACUUAUUACUGUAGUUAUUUAAACUAUUUUUAAACAAAAAUAUUUAAUUUGUAAUGCAUGUGACUUUGUUUUUAAAUGGAAAAAUGUUCUGAAAAUACAUAAAAUACAUAAGCUGGCUUUAAAAGGACAGUGUUUUACAUUUAACAAAGAAUUUAUGCACAACUAUUUUCUGUUUAAGUACUGACGCUUUCUUAUUUUUCUCCCUAAAAAGAGGGCGAAAGGUAUGAAAUGUAUUACUGUACUUAAGAGCACUUUCCAAAUAAUGCUAUCCUUUCUGUUUGCUUUCAACUUCCAUAUGAGCAACAUUCUCCUUAGCCAAUUGACUUAAAAGUGGGUUGCAAUAAAUCUAAGGAAACUUAGUUACAAAUAAGCAUGUUUUGGACAGUAUCUAAGAAAACUGACUUAAGCAUCAUUAUUUGGAAACAUGUUCCAUAAAACCAUAUAGAUAUUUUACUCAUGUACUGUCUAUGGAUAUAGAAUUCUGCAGAUGCUUCACUACAGCUAUUAUGCUCUAGCAUGCACUUCAAUAAAGAGGCUGUUGGCCAUGUUGUCUGGGGAUGAUGGCAGUUGUAUUGCAAGUCAUCUCAAGGGCACCAUUUUGGGGGGGAAAUCGAUGUAAAAAUAACCUAUUCCUCCUACACUGAAAUAAACAGGGAGGUUCUUGUAAGCACUUCGGAGCUUCUGUGCAACAUGACAGGAGCAAAUGUCUUUUAGAGCCAGGGAGGUUCUUGUGCAUGGGUGGCAAACAUGCUGGACUGCCAAAACUAUAAAUCCCAUGACUCACAAUGUUCAGGUGCUAGUGACAUUGUAGCCUAACACCUUGUAAUUUGAAGUUUUCCUUUGGAAUGUAAUGUAGGGAACUCAACUUUAGUGAUGUUGCCAAUAUCUUGAAAAAAAUGUUCCCAUUUCUAAUUAUUUAUAUUGUAAAUAGAUUUCUGAAGUAAAUUUGAAGUCAAUGUGUAUAAGAUGUAUUUAUUAUGUGAAGAUUUCUUUUCUUUAAAAAAUACAGCUACCAAUAUGUAGUUUCUGUCUGGUUUC
This is a messenger RNA of Anolis sagrei ordinatus, 8648 nucleotides long. RefSeq names its product SIM bHLH transcription factor 1 (gene SIM1). Gene Ontology annotation, biological process: regulation of transcription by RNA polymerase II. Gene Ontology annotation, molecular function: DNA-binding transcription factor activity, RNA polymerase II-specific; protein dimerization activity; RNA polymerase II transcription regulatory region sequence-specific DNA binding. The record is from RefSeq and is a predicted model, not a curated record. Lineage: Eukaryota; Metazoa; Chordata; Lepidosauria; Squamata; Anolidae.